Messenger RNA from Anopheles merus, 2305 nucleotides. RefSeq lists its product as uncharacterized. The record is from RefSeq and is a predicted model, not a curated record. The coding region runs from base 831 to 2111 and encodes 426 amino acids. The transcript is spliced from 3 exons. Lineage: Eukaryota; Metazoa; Arthropoda; Insecta; Diptera; Culicidae.
CCUGCGGUGACUUCUCCUUUUGUUGCGUUACAACUUCCCCCCCAUGCGAAUGCGAAACGGAUGUAGAAAGUCCCACCGUAACGCGUCAUUGCAGGCACCCAAAAAGCGGUGUGAGGAGUUUUAAAAUAACAGCACACACACGCGGGGCUGAGGAGUCCUCCCCACUCCAUGGCCUGGACGUUGAAGAUCACCGAUCCGCUGCAGCCCCAGCAAUUUGGUUUGGGUACGGAAUGGCUCUCUUUCGCAUGGUUUGACCGUGGCAGACACAUUGUGUAAACGACCGCAGAAGCGUGCGGAUCGCGAUCGAUACCUCGUCCCCGCGUGCGCGUGUGUGUGUAAAGUGACCACCCAAAAAGGUGUCACCGUGACGAUCAAAACGGAUAGAUCAGUUCCCCCCAUCCCUUCAUCAACCCGCGGUGGCUUGUUUGUUCCGGCCUACGGUUUUGUGUUAUGCCGGCGUACCGCGAUCGCGAUCUGCCUGUGUCCGUUAGAUAAUGCCAUUUACCCGCCGGGCGCCGAUCGGAUCGAGGUAGAGGUGAUUGAAGUUUGGUUGAAAGUGAAAUUAAUAAACAACAGAACAACUAUUCAAAACGGAAACCGCAAAACGUGACGCAACUUACGCACGCGACGUGCGUGGUGAGUGAGUGAUCGCUUGCAAGAAGGUAACGUUCGCACUUCGGAGUUUGUGUGCGGUGAUCGUGUGUGCGUGUGUGUGGUUGAUCUGCAACGAAAGAUUUGAAAAACAAGAAGAAAACCGACCACCGGUUCAGCGUUUGUCACUUUUUUGCGUGCAUUUCGUGCGAAAAAUCAUUCACCUCGCGAGUUACGGGAUGCGCCGGUACACGCAUCGGCUGUCGGCGGUGGUGCUGCUGGUCGUCGGGCUGGCCGUUGCCGCCAGCGGCAUCUAUGUCGUCGAGAGCGGGGGCAAGAAAUCGUUCCUGCAGCUUGGCGCCCACCACUGGACGGACGGGGCGGACGACGAUGGGCUGUGGUCGAGCCUGCUGGAGGAGUACACUGUCGGCCUGAACCAGAGUGGCACCACCAGCGCACUGAGGGAAAGUCGCGUAAUGCAGGCGACCGUCGUAGCAGCGGCAGGACCGGCGCCAAAGUACAUACCCACCUCCAGCUUCUACAUCAACAAGCGCAUCGGCGAGGCGCUCGAGCUCGACCCGCAGCACCACGCCGCCCACCUGCCCCACCGGCCCCGACCGCCGGUAGGGAAAGUGAUCGCCAGCACUGGGGCCGGCGGCCUGUACGGCGACAACCAGCUGGCGGCCGGGGCCGGCCACGGUGCAACGUUUACGCCGAUGCGCCAAACGUUCGGUGGCGCCAGCCCGACCGAGCUGCUGGCCUCGCCGCGGGAGGUGUCCGAGACGGACCUGUACCUGCUCGGUGCGAUCGAGAAGCUGGUGUACCGGGUGGACUACAUGGAGAACCGUUUGCGGCGGGCCGAACAGAUCAUCUACUUCCUGAUGGCGGGCAACAGCCAGAAGCAGGAACCGUGUCCGCAGAACUUUACGCAAGUGCACGAUCGGUGCUAUCACUUCGAUAUCGAGCGUGGGCUGAACUGGAAGUCGGCCAGCACGAUGUGCAAAUCGUACGGGGCGCAUCUGGCGGAGUUUGAAACGGUGGCCGAGUUCCAGGAUGUGGUCGCGUACAUCCUGAACAAUCCGGUCAAUCGCGGCAAGGACUUUUGGCUCGGCGGACUCAACCCGGGCCUGCUGUGGAUUUGGGCCAACUCGGCCAAACCGGUUAAUCCGAACACGAACCUUAGCUCGAUUACGAGCAGCUCCAGCUCCAACAAACCGGGCUCGAAGGGAACGGCCUCCACCAAGCCGACCAAUCUGAGCAACAACGGUACGGAACAACUCCCGUCCGAAGGUACCAAGAUUGUGAACAAUCCGUCGGCGAGCAAGCACCCGACGCUGGAGAUUACCGGCAGUGGACGGUGCCUGCGGUUGAGCUACAACGCCGCACUGUACACGUACGGGUAUCGUGGGGAGGACUGCUCGGCACAGUUUAGCUACGUGUGCGAACUGAAGGACAAAUCGUUGGACAAUGAAAUCUCCAGGAUAGCGAAGCAGCUCAAGCUAGCGGAUGAUGUUUCGUAGGGCUGUAAGGGUGAGAGAGCCGCGAUGUGGGAGGGUCGUUAUUUAUUGAAGCCAGCAGGAACGUUAUUUUUAUUGCAUUGUGAUGAAGAUUAUGGUGGGGAAGAUGAGCGUUUUUGUUACAUAUUUAAUGAAUUUAAGGUACCACAGUAAGUGAUAUAGAAGUAAAUAAAGUCCCUAUUUAUAAACUGAAUGUA